GAGGCCCUGAAAAGGUCGAAGGAGGCGAAAAAUGGCGCUUCGCGAGCCGGGCAGUCGUACGGGCCCGGUGCGCUGGGCUGCGGCCCUGCUCCUCGCUCUGGGCGUGGAAAGGGCUGUGGCGCUACCCGAGAUCUGCAGCCAGUGUCCAGGGGGUGUGCACAACGUGUCCGCAGUGGCGGUUUUCUGUGAGCAGACACCGGGGCUAACGCUGCGUGCGCGCUGCUGCCUGGGUCCGACGGGCGCCAUCGUGGGGCUGGAUCUCCAGAACUGUUCUCUGAAGCAGCCUGGUCCAAACUUCACUCAGGCACACAGCGCUGUCAUCGUAGAGCUGCAAACAAACCCCCUCAAGGGUGACCUGACCAACACCUUCCGAGGCUUUACACAGCUCCAGACAUUGGUACUGCCGCAGGAUGUCAGCUGUCCUGGGGGUGUUAGUGCCUGGGACAACAUCACCUCUUACGCAGACAACCAAACCUGCCAAGGGCAAAAGAACCUUUGUAACAGCACUGGAGACCCAGAAAUGUGCCCUGAGAAUGGAUCUUGCGCCCCCGAUGGUCCGGGUUUCUUGCAGUGUGUGUGUGCUGAUGGCUUCCAUGGAUACAAGUGUAUGCGCCAGGGCUCGUUCUCACUGCUUAUGUUCUUCGGGAUUCUGGGAUCCACCACCCUGUCCAUCUCUAUCCUGCUUUGGGGGACCCAGCGCCGAAAAGCCAAGACUUCCUGACCACAGGGGUGUUCUGCUGCUCUAGGACCACCAGCCAGGGAGAUCUGCGCGGUUGGCCCGUGGCGGCUCCUCCAGGCUGAAGCUGCUGUCGGAAGGAAGGCGGGGAACUGCACCUCCGGGAGUGUCAAGCGCGGGCCCCCGCCCGGUUCCAUUUGUGCUGCUGUUAGAAUAAACACUUUCUUCUCUCUCUUUA
Molecule: messenger RNA, 914 nt
Organism: Lepus europaeus (European hare)
Lineage: Eukaryota; Metazoa; Chordata; Mammalia; Lagomorpha; Leporidae
Gene: ATRAID
Product: all-trans retinoic acid induced differentiation factor
Exons: 7
Coding region: 32-721 (229 amino acids)
Biological process (GO): positive regulation of osteoblast differentiation
Cellular component (GO): intracellular membrane-bounded organelle
Source: RefSeq, a predicted model, not a curated record